AUGUCCGUCGCGAUCCCCAAGCGCCAGCUCUUCAUUGGCGGUCGAUGGGUCGAGCCCGUCAAGGGUGGUCGUCUGCCCGUCAUCAACCCCUCCACCGAGGAGGAGAUUGGCACCAUCCCCGCUGCCACCCCGGCGGAUGUCGAUGCCGCCGUCUCGGCUGCCCAGGCCUGCGUGGACAGCGGCGAUUGGACCCGGUCCACGGGCGCAUACCGCGCCAAGAUCCUGCAUGCCAUCGCCGACAAGGUACGCGAGCAGAAGACCUUCCUGGCCACCCUGGAGAGCCUUGACAAUGGCAAACCCUUGGCCGAGGCGGAGUGGGAUGUGGACGACGUGGCCACCUGCUUCGACUACUACGCCGACCUGGCGGCGGCCCUGGACGCGCGGCAGUACGAGCCUGUGGACCUUGGCGCCGAGGGGUUUGAGUGUGCGCUGCGCCGCGACCCGCUGGGCGUGGUGGCCCUCAUCACGCCCUGGAACUACCCGCUGCUGAUGAGCACGUGGAAGGUGGCCCCCGCGCUGGCGGCUGGCAAUGCGGCGGUGCUGAAACCCAGCGAGGCCGCCUCGCUGACCAGCCUGGAGCUGGCGGGCAUCGCCGGGGGCGCCGGCCUGCCCCCCGGCGCGCUCAACGUGGUCACGGGCCUGGGCCCUGACGCCGGCGCGCCGCUGUCCGCCGACCCGCGCGUCGCCAAGGUGGCCUUCACCGGGUCCACGGGCACGGGGCGCGCGGUGUACCUGGCAGCCGCACGGAACCUGCGCCCGGCGGUCAUGGAGCUGGGUGGCAAGUCGGCGCUCAUCGUCUUCGACGACGCCGACGUGGCGCGUGCGGUGGAGUGGGCCAUGUUUGGCGUGUUCUGGACCAACGGACAGAUCUGCAGCUCCACCUCGCGCCUGCUGAUCAGCGACCCCCUGGUCCCCGGGUGCCGCCUGGGGCCGUUGGUGAACGAGCUGCAGUACAAGAAGGUGGUGGGGUACGUGGAGGCGGGCAAGGCGGACGGCGCCACGCUGCUCACAGGCGGGAGGCGCCCCCCUCACAUGCCCAAGGGCUACUACCUCGAGCCCACAGUGUUCAUCGACUGCAAGCCGGAGCACCGCAUCUGGCGGGAGGAGAUCUUCGGCCCCGUCCUGGCCAGUGCCACCUUUGAGACGGAGGCCGAGGCCAUCGCUCUGGCCAACGGCUCCGAGUUUGGCCUGGCCGCCGGCGUCAUCUCCAGCGACCUGGAGCGAUGCAGGCGGGUGCAGGAGGCGCUGCAGGUCGGCAUCUGCUGGAUCAACUGCAGCCAGCCCUGCUUCUGCCAGGCGCCCUGGGGCGGGGUCAAGAACUCCGGCUUCGGCCGCGAGCUGGGGCCCUUUGGCUUCGAGGGCUUCAUGUCCGUGAAGCAGGUGACCACCUACACCAGCUCGGACAAGUGGGACUGGUACCCGGAGACCGGCCCCUCCCCCAGGUUGUAA
Messenger RNA from Auxenochlorella protothecoides, 1449 nucleotides. Its product is annotated as Betaine aldehyde dehydrogenase 1, chloroplastic. The record is from RefSeq and is a predicted model, not a curated record. Lineage: Eukaryota; Viridiplantae; Chlorophyta; Trebouxiophyceae; Chlorellales; Chlorellaceae. The transcript has 6 exons. The coding region runs from base 1 to 1449 and encodes 482 amino acids. Gene Ontology annotation, molecular function: oxidoreductase activity, acting on the aldehyde or oxo group of donors, NAD or NADP as acceptor.